AUGUAUGACAGAUUUGCUUUGGAAGAGGAGCAUAAAAGACUAAUUAAUUCCCUCACUGAUGAGCAGAAAGCUGUUUAUGAUAAAAUUGUUUCAGCAGUUACGGCAGCAUCUAUUAGAUCAAAAGCUGGAAUCGUACUUAAUGUUGCUUCUAGCGGAAUUGCUUCCCUUCUGCUUCCUGGAGGACGAACAGCGCAUUCUAGAUUUCGUAUUCCUAUUCAAAUCAAUGAAGAUUCAACGUGUAAUAUAAGGCCGAAAUCUACUAUAGCUGAGUUGCUGUCAAAAACAAAGUUAAUCAUUUGGGAUGAAGCUCCAAUGGUACAUAGAUUUUGCUUUGAGGCUCUGGAUAGGACACUGAGAGAUGUUCUUAGAAUUUCUCAUACAAGCUGUGUUGAUAUGCCAUUUGGUGGAAAAGUUGUUGUUCUAGGAGGUGACUUUCGGCAAAUAUUACCUGUCAUUCCUCAUGGCAGCACACAAGAUAUAGUUCAUGCAACCAUCAAUUCUUCUCAUCUAUGGUCCCAUUGUCAUUUAUUAACUUUGACCAAGAACAUGCGUCUUAAUUCUGGAAGUAGCGCUCACAAUUUAGAGGAAAUAAAAGAAUUUUCUGAGUGGCUAGUUAAAGUUGGGGAUGAUAAUCUUGGAGAUGAUGUUGAUGGAGAAUCUAUUAUAACAAUUCCAGAUUAA
This is a messenger RNA of Gastrolobium bilobum, 681 nucleotides long. RefSeq lists its product as uncharacterized. Lineage: Eukaryota; Viridiplantae; Streptophyta; Magnoliopsida; Fabales; Fabaceae. The transcript has 2 exons. The record is from RefSeq and is a predicted model, not a curated record. Bases 1 to 681 code for a protein of 226 amino acids. Gene Ontology annotation, molecular function: DNA helicase activity. Gene Ontology annotation, biological process: telomere maintenance; DNA repair.